This is a messenger RNA of Photinus pyralis (common eastern firefly), 1985 nucleotides long. RefSeq lists its product as uncharacterized. The transcript is spliced from 3 exons. The record is from RefSeq and is a predicted model, not a curated record. Lineage: Eukaryota; Metazoa; Arthropoda; Insecta; Coleoptera; Lampyridae. The coding region runs from base 1023 to 1895 and encodes 290 amino acids.
AAAAGAUCUUAAACUCAAUAAAAGGUUAUUCUAUUCCAUUUAUAAAAAAGCCGCCGCUCGUAUCAUUCCAAAAUCAACAGUUGAAAACAAAACUAUACGACGCUUCAUUUGGACAUGGAAGUAGAACAAAUGAUCAGUCAAGGUGUUCUGGAAAGGUCAACCUAUCAGAGCGGAUUUGUAUCCCAAAUGUUUUCAACGCCAAAGCCAGACGGUUCCAGAAGACCAAUUUUCAAUCUGAGGGUUCUAAAUCAAUAUCUCAAACCAAAAAGUUUUCGUCUGAUAAAUCAUCAAACAAUUCCCGGUUUCUUACAAAACCAAGACUUUAUGACCAAAAUAGAUAUAUCUCAGGCAUAUUUUCAUAUACCGAUCAAGGAGAGAUAUCGAAGAUUUUUAUCAAUGGUUUACAAAGGGGAGGUUUAUCAAAUGACCUGCUUACCCUUCGGGCUCUCGACAGCUCCUUUAGAAUUUUCUCGCAUCGCAAACUGGAUAGCAGAACUUCUCCGCAAGAAGGGAAUAAGAGUGGUGGUAUAUCUCGACGAUUUUUUGAUAGCCAACCAGAAUGCAGAUAUUUUACGUUUUCAAACAAAAGAGGCAAUAACCCUUCUAGAACACGAGCGUCUCCCAACAGUAAAAAAUUUUGGCACAAAGACGUCACGAGUAUCAAUGACGUGUUAAUCACAUGGUAUCUCGCUCGUUAUGUUUAUGUUAUUAUGAAUCUUGAGGUUAGGUAUACAAUUGGCGAAAAUUUAAUAUAGUUCUACGCUUUCUGGAAAUACGAUUUUUGUGUAACACCUCUUCCAUUUACGUCCCAUAAAUGUAAUGUGGCUUUGAUUCUUGUCUUUAUUUCUUGCUCUAGAGGUGCUAAGAGCAACUCAACAGGCCAUCUCAUUCGUAUCGUAUCGUAGGUAAUAUAGCCUGUGGUAUCGUACUUUAGAUAUUUGUUUAUUGAAAUAGAAUGAUUGUAAAACUUUCUUUUAUAGGUGGAACCAUUUGAAGUGUUUAUUGGACUAUUUGUGGCAACAAUGUUUAUGUGUAAUAUAUGUAGAAAAGAAUAUGUGUCUAAGAAGAGUUUGUCGAGACAUACAAAACUUAAACACGAAAUGGAGUACCAUGCUAAACACACGAACUAUCAAUGUAUGCAUUGUAAUGUUUCGUUUCAAAAUAAAUCGAAUAUUAUCAUUCACCUUAAAUCACACCGAGAAGUAACGGAACGACAUGGUCGUUUAUUAUGUCCUUUUCAACAAUGUAACCACGAAAUUAUCCGAAAUUAUGCUAAUCUAAAUAAACAUUUAGUAGAAAAACAUAAUUAUGAAGCUAAAGAAGAGGUGUAUGAAUUUGUGGAAGACUAUGAGUUUGAUACAUGGAAGGCAAAUAUGGAAAGUAAUACAAAUGCAAGUUAUGUUCUGGAUACUUGCGAAAAGAAAUUAAAGAAUGGAUUACGGCAAUACCUUAACUGUCAUAGGUCCUUCAAUUUUUCAAUGAAACAAUCACGCAAAAGAUCCAUUAAACACAUUGGAAGCAACAAGAUAGGAUUUGCAUGUCCAUCAAGAAUGGUGGUGACAAAAACUUUCCAAAAAAUAUUGGUAACAUUUUACCCCAAUCACUGUGGACAUGAAUGUGAAAUGGGUAGGUUAAGAUUGCAACAAAAUGAUAGAAGCACAUUAGCAGGUAAAUUAUCCCAAGGUGUUACUAUGAGUCGUAUCCUUCAAGAUGUUAGAGAACAUGUAUCUCCACAGUCAUGCAGUAGGAUCCAUUUAGUGGAAAGGAAAGAUCUGCAUAAUAUUAAGAGAGAUUUUUCUAUUAGCCCAGGCAUUUUAGGUUUUGACCCUACGAAAAAUAACGUAAAUCUGAAAGUUCGCACAGUUGUUCUAUUUGAUGCUCUGAACAACAUAUAAAAAGUCCCAAGAGUUCCCAUGUCGGCUUCCUUGAAGUUCGGGUUUUCGAAAGUCCGAACUCUUGAAAUCUGCACGACGCCACUAUAAUUA